Molecule: messenger RNA, 336 nt
Organism: Strongylus vulgaris
Lineage: Eukaryota; Metazoa; Nematoda; Chromadorea; Rhabditida; Strongylidae
Source: the annotation of a GenBank genome assembly
AUGAAAGACAACUUAUCUGCUAUUCUUUAUGGAAUCAAUGACAUUCGACUAGAACAACGAGAGAUGCCAAAACCGGCCGCUAAUCAGCUGCUAAUCAAAGUCAACACUGUUGGAAUAUGUGGUUCCGACGUCCACUUUUGGCAGCGGGGUGCCAUUGGAAACUUUGUGGUAAAGGAACCAAUGGUGCUUGGACAUGAGACGAGUGGAGUCGUUGCAGGUUUGGGCACCGGAGUAAAAGGAUUCGAUGUAGGAGAUCGAGUAGCCUUAGAACCUGGGAUUCCAUGUCGUAUUUGUCAAUACUGCAAGGUGAAGAACAGUCUUUUGAGAUUUACUUGA